AGGCGCUCUUUCAGCCCUUCCGCCAACCCGCUGCCAAACUCCACUUCCUCCCCCGUCCACGCUCCCGCCGCCAGCACGGCCAGCCAAACGGAGGAAAAGCCUGCCAGGCUGCCUGCGCACCUGCGUUUGCAGCCGGUGUUCUGGAGCAGAGACGACGUGGCGCAGUGGCUCCGCUGGGCCGAGAAGGAAUUCGCGCUACGGCCCAUCACGAGCGGAUCCUUCCAGAUGAACGGCAAAGCCCUGUUGCUGCUCACAAAAGAGGACUUCCGCUACCGUUCACCUCACUCCGGUGAUGUCUUAUACGAGUUGUUGCAACACACCCUGAAGCAAAGGAAAACACAGGUGUUCUACCCCUCAGGGUACUUUCCCGGAAAUUCCUUCCACCUGCUGCCCGAGAACGGCGCUCAGCACCUGAAGCAUGAAGAAACGGUACGACGGACACCCUGCGCGCCACAACCCCUAUCCCAGCACCCUCCGACCAUCGAGUUACGCCACCGCUCCCGCUCGCCCCACCGCCCGCCCGCGCAGCAAUCCCCACCUGAGCCAAACCAUCAACGAGCGGCCGGUGAGGACCACCUUCAGGCCUUCUCCCAGCUGCCAGACAGUAACCACCACCUGCCUGACGACGUGUACCCCCUCCCCGUUUCCCCCGGCGUGACCCCCAGGGAAGCGCCGUGUCUGGAGAGCCCCAGAGGUCAAGAAUUAGGCCCUCCUCCGCGCGUCAUCCAGCUCAUGCCCAGCGCCAUCAUGAACCCUCUGUUUCCAAACACGGGCAGAGGCGGCACUGCCGCCGCAUUGGACUUCAGACAUAGCCGGGGCGGGCAUCUAGAGAACGGCCGCGAUUUCAAAGCCCACCAGCAGAUGCAUCCGCAUCAUCACCUUCUAAAUCAGCAGGACGAGACACUUUACAGGAACAUCAUCAUGCCCGUGUCUCCUCCGGAGGAUCACCAGUUGCCCAUAGGGCGGAUAGCAGACUGCAGGCUACUAUGGGACUAUGUCUACCAGCUCCUGUCAGACAGUCGGUACGAGAAUUUCAUCCGCUGGGAGGACCCAGAGAGCAAAAUCUUUCGCAUUAUGGACCCCAACGGGCUGGCCAGACUGUGGGGCAACCACAAGAACAGGACCAACAUGACGUAUGAGAAGAUGUCACGUGCACUGAGACACUACUACAAGUUAAACAUCAUCAGGAAAGAACCUGGACAAAGACUUUUAUUCAGGUUCAUGAAGACCCCAGACGAGAUCAUCAACGGCCAGACGGACCGCCUGGACCGUUUGGAGCACCUGGAGGCGGACACGUACGAACAAAUUUACAUCAAAGAGGAGUGCUGA
Messenger RNA from Nerophis lumbriciformis (worm pipefish), 1329 nucleotides. The record is from RefSeq and is a predicted model, not a curated record. NCBI's taxonomy places the organism in Eukaryota, Metazoa, Chordata, Actinopteri, Syngnathiformes, Syngnathidae.